Molecule: messenger RNA, 1281 nt
Organism: Saccharomyces eubayanus
Lineage: Eukaryota; Fungi; Ascomycota; Saccharomycetes; Saccharomycetales; Saccharomycetaceae
Gene: SUA5
Product: threonylcarbamoyladenylate synthase
Exons: 1
Coding region: 1-1281 (426 amino acids)
Biological process (GO): regulation of translational fidelity
Cellular component (GO): cytoplasm
Molecular function (GO): tRNA binding; nucleotidyltransferase activity; double-stranded RNA binding
Source: RefSeq, a predicted model, not a curated record
AUGCAUCUGGGACGGUAUUUCGUAACAAUGACAUCGAAAGCUGUAUUUGACACUAAAGUCUUAAGAGUAAAUCCGCUCUCAAUCCACUUCUCUCCAACAGCACAUUUAGAUGGAUCCUUACCAACAAUAACUGACCCUGAAACAGAAGCAGCACUACUAGAGGCAGCAAAGAUUAUAAGAGAUACUGACGAAACUGUAGCCUUUCCAACAGAAACCGUUUAUGGGCUCGGGGGCUCUGCGCUGAAUGAUAAUUCGGUGCUCAGCAUAUAUAAGGCCAAGAAUAGGCCUAGCGAUAACCCUUUGAUCACACAUAUUUCAUCCAUUGACCAGCUAAACAGAAAGAUUUUUAAUCAAGCGGAUUCAUCCAGCGCAUCUCUGUCUGAUAAUAUACCAGCAAUUUAUCGCCCAUUAAUUUCGAACCUUUGGCCCGGUCCAUUAACUAUUCUUUUGCCUGUACCACCUCCAAACCACAAUACGCUAUCGAAACUAACAACCGCAGAUCAGUCCACAUUUGCAGUGCGUAUACCAGCCAAUCCAGUCGCUAGAGCAUUGAUCGCUUUGAGUGAUACACCAAUAGCUGCACCGUCAGCAAAUGCGUCUACCAGGCCAUCUCCUACUUUAGCGUCCCAUGUUUAUCACGAUUUGAACGGUAAAAUCCCCAUGAUUCUUGAUGGUGGUGCAUGCAAAGUUGGCGUAGAAAGUACUGUGGUCGAUGGGCUAUGCAAUCCCCCAAUGCUACUGCGACCUGGCGGUUUCACUUAUGAGGAGAUCAUUGAAUUAGGUGGCGAAGCUUGGUCUCUUUGUAAGGUCGAAAACAAAAAAUCUGUUGAAAAAGGUGAAAAAGUAAGAACACCUGGUAUGAAAUAUAGACAUUAUUCUCCCUCGGCCAAGGUCAUUUUGUUAGUGCCUAACACAAGUGACACCAAUAACAACAUAACGGAGACGCAGAUGGAAAGUCUGAACAGAAUGAUCAAAAAUGAAAUACAAGCUGAUAAAACUGUGAAAAAAAUCGCUAUUUUGACUUCACUGAAACUGCAAGAUUCGGAUCUACAAUCCAAGAUCGUGGAUGACUCUGAUUUUUCUUCUAAAAGUUUUGUCAUUGAAAGACUUGGACGGACAGGUGAAGAAAUACAAGCUAACUUAUUUGCUGCUUUGAGGAAAGUAGACGAAACGGAUAACGUUGACUUGAUAUUCGUUGAAGGUACGAAUGAAGAUGGAGAAGGGCUGGCUGUCAUGAACAGAUUGAGAAAAGCAGCUGCAAAUAAUUGUAUACUGUUCUAA